Molecule: messenger RNA, 644 nt
Organism: Toxorhynchites rutilus septentrionalis
Lineage: Eukaryota; Metazoa; Arthropoda; Insecta; Diptera; Culicidae
Product: microtubule-associated protein Jupiter
Exons: 2
Coding region: 164-520 (118 amino acids)
Cellular component (GO): nucleus
Source: RefSeq, a predicted model, not a curated record
GCCGCUGUAUACAUCCGUUAUUCGACAUUUACAUUUUACGAUUGCAGAAGCAGCAAUCUAUUCAUAAUUUUACCAAAAUAUACGGAAGGUAAUCAUAUGAAAUAAUUAGAAAAUUUUGCUCUACGGAUUUUGGUCAAGAAAAGUUGCUGGUUACAAGGCGAAGAUGAGUUCAACUGAAUUCAACAUUGGUAUAACUGAUAUGAAGACAUCCAGUCGUGUACUGAAACCACCAGGUGGAGGUCAUUCGGAUAUUUUUGGAUCAUCUGAGGUUAAAGUGAAUCCUCCACGACCUAAUUACAAUCAACAAAACUCUUCCAAUAUGAAUACCGUAAUGGGAACCACUGAUCCAAACACCCAAGUUCAACAAUUGAGAAACAAUCAAACAAUAGCUGGAAUGGAAACAGAUAAAGCAAGUUCCGAAGAGAGUGUUACACAGCACGCUGAUCGACCUGAACAAGAAACCCCAAUGAACGGUCGUACGCGUGUUCCGCCCGGUGGUUACUCUUCGGGCUUGUGGUGAAAUGAUGCUAUUGUGACAGAACUCGACAUAACUAUUCUUAAUUAAAUAUAUUACGUUUUUAUACGACUUUAUCUAGGUGCAUAUUUUAUGAUUUGAAAUAUUCAUACUGUUACCAAAGAAUGAA